Messenger RNA from Cotesia congregata, 741 nucleotides. The record is from the annotation of a GenBank genome assembly. NCBI's taxonomy places the organism in Eukaryota, Metazoa, Arthropoda, Insecta, Hymenoptera, Braconidae.
AUGGGUAAACCAGGUUUUUCACCAGCUGGAGGCGGCGGUGGCGGUUUUAGAGGACGAGGAGGCGGUAGCGGAGGCCGUGGAGGCUUCGGCGGUGGUCGGGGAACUCCACGUGGAGGAAGUGGCGGUAGAGGAGGUUUUGGCGGACGUGGUGGAGGAGGUCGUGGUGGAUCUGGUGGCGGUGGUGGACGAGGAACACCACGAGGUAGAGGAGGACGUGGAGGAGGUCGCGGAGGUAGAGGAGGAGGAGGAGGUGGAUUCAAAGGCGGAAAGACAGUCGUCGUCGAGCCUCAUCGUCACGAAGGUGUAUUCAUCGCUCGAGGCAAGGAAGAUGCGCUAGUUACCCUAAACUUGGUACCUGGAUCUGAAGUCUAUGGCGAAAAAAGAAUCAGUGUUGAUGGUGAAAAUGGAGAAAAAAUUGAGUACAGAGUAUGGAAUCCAUUCAGAUCAAAGUUGGCCGCUGCGAUUCUUGGUGGAGUUGAUCAAAUUCACAUGCCACCUGGAAGCAAAGUUUUAUACUUAGGAGCCGCUUCUGGAACAACUGUUUCUCACGUCGCUGAUAUUGUUGGACCGGCCAGUUGUAUAGACUCUACCGCUCAACCAGAAGCAGUAUUUCAAGCAGAAGUAAAUAAACUUGUCGCCGAUAAAUUGAAACCUCAAGAGCAAAUCACUCUUGAACCAUACGAAAGAGACCACGCGGUUGUUGUCGGUGUUUUUAGGCCACCACCUAAAAAUGCCGCUUGA